Messenger RNA from Alternaria metachromatica, 846 nucleotides. RefSeq lists its product as uncharacterized. The transcript has a single exon. The coding region runs from base 1 to 846 and encodes 281 amino acids. Lineage: Eukaryota; Fungi; Ascomycota; Dothideomycetes; Pleosporales; Pleosporaceae. The record is from RefSeq and is a predicted model, not a curated record.
AUGGACACACAACAACCAUCCAGCACCCGCCCCUUCCUCACCCUCUUCCCCCGGGAAAUCCGCGACGAAAUCUACACCCACCUCCUCACCUCCCUGCCCCAAAGACUACAAUACGCCCAACCCAGCGACCCCUCCCCUUUACCACCCCUCAGCUCGCGCCUUCCACCCUACCUACGCCUAAACCGCCAGAUCAACCAAGAAGCCACCGAGGUAUAUCUGCGCCACACCACUAUCGCUGUCAACGACGUAAUCAACCUGGAACUAUGGAUGGUCGGCAUGCCAUCCAGCGCAUGGAGCUGUAUCCAGCACCUCGAAAUAGGGACUGUGCGGGAGACUGCGCAUGUACCGCGGCUGAGCCCUGUUUGGUAUCGUGCUGGAAGUGUUGUUGAUGUGGUGAAGAGAUGUCCCGGCCUGAAAGGUCUUACUGUUGGUGUUCCGGGAAGUAUGUUUUUGAAGAAGCAGAUGAAGGAUGAGGAGUCGCAGGGCGAGAAGACGUCGCGUUUGGUUAAUGAAGCGACGUUUGGGGAUAUGGCGGUACUUGCAGACAUGGUGGGUUCUACGAGGCUGCAGAAAUUGGAGUUGGUGUGCGUUGAUGGUAAUGAGUACUACUACGCCGAUCUCGAGGACAGCGAUGUGAAGCCGAAUAAGAGUCCGACUUGGACUGCUUUGAGGGACGCGGCUCAGAUUUGGGCUGAGGACUUUGUUGAAAAGAGCAGGAUGAAGGGAAGUAACGUUGAUGUACAGGUCAAGAUUAUUCCGAACUUGGGGUGGUCAUGGAGGGAUGAGAUGUGCUUUUGGCCGAAGGGACGUGUCACAUCCUUUCAGUAUCUUUGCUGGUUUGGGUAA